AUGGGUGUGCUUGCCGACCUGAGCCGUCGCUAUUACUGCAACUGCAGCUCGGCCUGGUCCAGCUGGGGUCGCUGGGUCGCCUUUGCCGUCAUCGUCGGUGCUGCACUGUUAAUCUUCACUCUCUUCGCCUGUCUCUCUGCCCGUCGCCGUCGUUCCCGCGGCCUGAAUCCAUACUACGGAACUUCCUGGAUGGCGCCGCCCCCCUAUCGCCAGCAAGACUAUCAAUACCCUCCACCACCGCAAUAUCAGAACACCGAUCCCAACCAAGGCUACUACGCGCCGCCGCCUCCACAAGAGCAAGGCCAUUAUGCCGGUCAGCAGAGCGGCAUUGAACUGCAACAACCGCCCAGCACGUAUCACGGUGGAGAGCACGUCUACUCGCCACCACCUGGACCGCCGCCAGGGAAGAACUAG
Messenger RNA from Talaromyces proteolyticus, 414 nucleotides. RefSeq names its product chitin synthesis regulation, congo red resistance, RCR protein. The transcript has 3 exons. Gene Ontology annotation, biological process: vesicle-mediated transport. Lineage: Eukaryota; Fungi; Ascomycota; Eurotiomycetes; Eurotiales; Trichocomaceae. The coding region runs from base 1 to 414 and encodes 137 amino acids. Gene Ontology annotation, cellular component: intracellular membrane-bounded organelle. The record is from RefSeq and is a predicted model, not a curated record.